Molecule: messenger RNA, 642 nt
Organism: Cyclospora cayetanensis
Lineage: Eukaryota; Apicomplexa; Conoidasida; Eucoccidiorida; Eimeriidae
Product: coiled-coil domain-containing protein 25
Exons: 3
Coding region: 1-642 (213 amino acids)
Source: RefSeq, a predicted model, not a curated record
AUGGUGUUCACAUACCAGUGCUCCACUCCAGGCUAUGAGAUCUACAUGGGGCGAGACAAAUAUGAAAAUGAGGAUCUGAUUGCCUAUGCCUUUCCUGAAGAUGUGUGGUUCCACGUCAGCGAACUCUCGAGCGCUCACGUAUACGUGAGAAUGCCAUUCGGACAAACUGACUACGAGAGGAUACCGCCCGAGGUGGUGGAGGAGGCAUGCCAGUUGACGAAACACAACUCCAUCGAGGGCUGCAAGCAAUCAGAAGUAACGAUUGUGUACACUUCAGCGCCAAAUUUGAAGAAAACGGCCAGCAUGGAUACCGGGCAGGUGGGCUUCAAGCAACAGUCAAAGGUGAAGUAUGUGCACAAUGUGAAAAAGGACAAGGACAUGAUCAAGAGGCUCGAAAAGACCAAGAAAGAAGCGAAUUUCGAUCUCAAAGAAAAGAAAGCAGAAAGGGACAGGCGUGAACGAAAUGAAAUGAAAGCGCAGCUGCAACAACAGAAGCUGCAGGAAGAACAAAGAAAGAAAGAACGGCAGUUGGAAAUGGAACUCAAAACAUAUCAAGCCCUGCAGAACCCAAAACCCGUCGCAGAGUAUAAAGGAGACGGCACUAUUGACAGUUGCCGUCAGAUUGAAGAGGACUUCCUUUAA